GAGUCCUCCACGAGCAGAGAGAGGCUUGAGACAAAAAGAGGAGAAAGCAUAGGGCCUGUUGUAUAUAAUAUUAGAGACGCCCCCCUGGCCCUGGACCGUGUCCGUUCCUUGUCGCACAUCAACUUUCCUUUCCCCACUAUUAAACUUUUGUAUAUUGCCGGUACGACGCACAAAGUUGUUUCCUGCACGACGCGUUAUAUUUUUCGUCGUGUCUGUUGAAACGUCUUGCUGGAGUAUUGCCUUGCACCACCUGUGAGACGUCACGGACAAUAUCAUGGGGUCUAUUCAGCCGCCGUCGUCGGUGUCUACCGAGAGCGUUGAUGUCCUGGUUGUGGGCGCUGGUGUUUCUGGUAUCAACGCUGGGUACCGCAUCCAGACCGAACUCCCACACUUCACAUACAAGAUCGUUGAAUCUCGUGGUGCCAUCGGUGGUACAUGGGAUCUUUUCCGCUACCCUGGUAUCCGGUCUGACUCGGAUUUGCACACUUUCGGCUUCCCGUGGCGUCUAUGGGCUCACAGCAAGAGUAUUGUAGACGGUACCUCGAUCCGAAACUACAUCCGGGAGUCUGCAGAGGAGUUUGGCAUCGACAAGAAAAUCGAGUUCAAGCACAAAGUCCUGUCCAGCGACUGGUCGUCCCAGGAGCAAAACUGGAACGUCAUUGUUGAUAAUGAGGGCACUGAGAAGAGGUACAAGGCGCGCUUCUUGCUCUUCAGCACCGGCUACUACGACUAUGAUACGCCGCUCCAAACACAGAUUCCUGGCCUGGAUAACUUCCAGGGCCAGCGGAUUCACCCGCAGUUCUGGCCCGAGGAUCUCGACUACACCAACAAGAACGUAGUCAUCAUCGGAUCCGGUGCCACGGCUGUAACCCUCCUCCCGAACAUGACCGACAAAGCCGCAAAAGUCACCAUGCUGCAGCGCAGUCCCACAUACAUCAUCCCCCAACCCGCCAAAGACCCCCUCGGCUCCAUCUGGCACCGCACCCUCCCCACCUGGCUCUCCUCCCGCCUCACCCGCUGGAAAUUCCUCAUCCUCCCCCUCAUCUUCUUCCACUUCUGCCGCACCUUCCCCAACGCCGCCCGCGGCGCCAUCCGCCUCGUCACAAAGCGACAACUCAAGGGCUCCCACCUCCCGCAAGACCCACACUUCCAACCAACCUACAACCCCUGGGAGCAACGCCUCUGCGUCACCCCCGACGCAGACUUCUUCCAAGCCAUCCGCGCCGGCAAAGGCACCGUCGUCACCGACACCAUCAAGCUCGUCAAGAAAGACGGCAUCCAGACCACCGCCGGCACCUGGAUCCCCGCCGACAUCAUCGUCACGGCGACAGGCCUCAAGGUCCACCUCGCCGGCGGGUCCCGCAUCGCCGUCGACGGCCAGCCCUUCUCCUUCUACGAGCAAUUCCAGUGGCGCGGCGCCCUGAUGUCGCGCCUUCCCAACGCCGCCUUUGUCCUCGGCUACACGAAUGCCUCGUGGACGCUCGGCGCAGACUGCACCGCUCUGCUCUUCACGCGCAUCAUGAAGUACAUGGAGGCUCAGGGGUAUGCGUCCAUCACGCCGACGCUCACGCCCGAGGAUCUCGAGGGCCCGGCGGCGCUGAAGCCGAGCAGUCCGAUGAAUUUGAAUAGUACGUAUUUGGAGAAGGCGAAGGGCUUGUUGCCGUCGGCUGGGGAUCGGGGCCCGUGGAAGGUGCGGAAGAAUUAUAUUUUGGAUCGCUGGGCGGCGGUGCAUUGUGAUGUUACUGAGGGGACGGUGUUUCGGAGGGGGGAGACGAAGAAGGUUGCUUAGAGGUGUGGUUUGUGGGUGUGUGAUUCGUUGUUGUGUGGAUGGUUUCAGACGAUGGGGGAGGACUAGGCGUUGGGAAUUGUGUGGGUGGGCCGUUUGAGGCUGCGUUGCAAGAGUGCUACAUAGAGUGCUGCGUGAUAUACCUCGCUUUUAAAAUAUAAUCAAUCUUCCUGUC
This is a messenger RNA of Pseudovirgaria hyperparasitica, 1961 nucleotides long. Its product is annotated as putative flavin-binding monooxygenase. NCBI's taxonomy places the organism in Eukaryota, Fungi, Ascomycota, Dothideomycetes, Acrospermales, Acrospermaceae. The record is from RefSeq and is a predicted model, not a curated record. Gene Ontology annotation, molecular function: NADP binding; N,N-dimethylaniline monooxygenase activity; flavin adenine dinucleotide binding. The coding region runs from base 275 to 1789 and encodes 504 amino acids. The transcript has 2 exons.